Messenger RNA from Xylaria bambusicola, 2163 nucleotides. Its product is annotated as T-complex protein 1. NCBI's taxonomy places the organism in Eukaryota, Fungi, Ascomycota, Sordariomycetes, Xylariales, Xylariaceae. The record is from RefSeq and is a predicted model, not a curated record. The coding region runs from base 220 to 1827 and encodes 535 amino acids. The transcript is spliced from 4 exons. Gene Ontology annotation, molecular function: ATP-dependent protein folding chaperone; ATP hydrolysis activity; ATP binding. Gene Ontology annotation, biological process: protein folding. Gene Ontology annotation, cellular component: chaperonin-containing T-complex.
AAAAAAAUGAUAACAAUUCCAUCACAGCCUACAGCGGGGAUACAUACAGCCCGACCGCUAAAUCUACCUAUCUACCCUUAAAAAACACCCUACCCUACCCACCUCCUGACCACGGAACAAGACGAGGGGAGGACGGCCAUUCAUAUCGGAACCAGUAUAACGCAGUAAAAUUCGAAGUCCUCUUGAGAAGCUCGAUACAAUCUCACAUCCAAAAUCAACAUGGCCUCCGCCGCAGCAGCUCCGCCGAGUGGCGGCAACAGCGCGGGUGUUUUUAGGAAUAAAGAGAAGCCCGUGGCUGUACGUUCAUCCAACAUUGUCGCUGCUAGAGCUGUUGCCGAUGCCAUAAGAACCUCUCUAGGCCCCCGAGGAAUGGACAAGAUGAUUCGAAGCGGCAAGGGCGAAACCAUUAUCACAAACGAUGGACAUACCAUGUUGAAGAGUAUGGCUGUCAUGCAUCCGACUGCGAAGAUGCUCGUCAACCUUUCGUCUGCCCAGGAUGUCGAGGCCGGUGAUGGAACAACCUCUGUUGUCGUCAUAUGCGGUGCUUUGCUUGGUGCCGCAGACCGCCUACUCUCUAAGGGCAUUCACCCAUCGGUCAUCUCCGAGUCUUUUCAGCGAGCUGCCGCCGCCGCCGUCCAGAUUCUACACGACAUGUCACAGCCUGUUUCUCUAUCAGAUAGCGCUACCCUGCUUCAGGCAGCCAACACCUCGCUAUCAUCAAAGAUUGUCUCACAAUACUCGGGCCUACUGGGUUCCAUGGCCGUGAACGCCGUCACAAAAACGAUAGAUGUCAAAACGGCCGACAAUGUCGACCUAAAAAAUAUCAGAAUUAUUAAGAAAGUCGGAGGCACAAUAGAAGAUAGUGAGCUGGUCAAUGGACUAGUUCUAACACAACCCGUUAUCAAGGCCGCUGGUGGGCCGAUAAGAAUGGAGAAGGCCAAGAUUGGUCUCAUCCAGUUCCAACUGAGCCCUCCCAAGCCAGAUAUGGAAAACACCAUCUCAGUCAACGACUAUCGUCAAAUGGAUAAGAUUGUGAAAGAGGAACGACUCUACCUAUUAGAUCUGGUCAAGAAGAUCAAGAAGGCGAAGUGCAACGUUCUCCUGAUCCAGAAAUCUAUCCUUCGUGAUGCUGUCAAUGAUCUCUCAUUGCACUUCUUAGCAAAGCUCAACAUCCUUGCCGUCAAAGACAUUGAACGAGACGAGGUUGAGUUCAUCUGCAAGUCAACUGGCUGCAAGCCCAUUGCGGACAUUGACUCUUUCACUGAGGACAAGCUCGGAACCGCCGAUCUAGUUGAGGAGGUCCAAUCUAACGGAGCCCGGAUGGUUAAGGUCACGGGCACGAAGGCAACAGGCAAGACUGUCUCGGUAGUAUGCCGUGGCGCAAACGGCCUUAUCCUCGAUGAGGCAGAGCGUUCUCUCCAUGACGCACUUUGCGUUAUCCGGUGUCUUGUCAAGAAAAAGGCUCUCAUUGCAGGUGGUGGUGCCCCUGAAAUUGAGAUAGCGGCCCAACUUUCCAAACAGGCUCGUUCCUUAACUGGAACCGAAGCCAUUUGCUGGAAGGCAUUCGCUGAAGCUCUAGAGAUUAUACCCACCACACUAGCCGAAAACGCUGGGCUCAACAGCAUCAAGGUUGUUACAGAUCUUCGACAUAGACACGAAAUGGGAGAGAAGAACGCGGGUGUCAGCAUCAGGAGUGGCGGUGUGAACACGAACAUCGCCAAAGAAAACGUACUCCAGCCAUUGUUAGUGAGCACAAGCGCCAUAGAACUAGCAGCGGAGACGGUUAAGAUGAUACUAAGAAUUGACGACAUCGCAUUGACGCGGUAAAGCGGGAAGGGACUUGCAGAUAUCCUGCAGGGGGUGUAACAUAACAGACAUGUAAUCACACAUGGUCAGGAUGUCUAAUAGAUUGAUUCCCCAACCAUCACCAUUAGUGGCCCCAAGGCUUACUUGGAAAUACAACGUGUAUAGCACUAGUGAAAGAAAAGAUGAUUACGCCGCAUUCAGAUUGAGUAUCCAGGAAGACAGGGGGAAAAUCGAAACAAAAGAGGACAAUCCAUUAAUCGGGACGAAACAAAAUGGCAUCAUCGUAUAUCAAAAUGUAAUUCGGCUUUGAUUCCGUGCCCCAGAAACAAGUCCCCACGCUAGGCGGGGUCGAUGAGG